Molecule: messenger RNA, 3862 nt
Organism: Tachysurus vachellii
Lineage: Eukaryota; Metazoa; Chordata; Actinopteri; Siluriformes; Bagridae
Product: TANK-binding kinase 1-binding protein 1-like
Exons: 9
Coding region: 721-2226 (501 amino acids)
Biological process (GO): canonical NF-kappaB signal transduction
Cellular component (GO): cytoplasm
Source: RefSeq, a predicted model, not a curated record
GUGUGCUGUGCGUGUGUGCUGUGUGUGUGUGUACAUGUACCUUGUUGUCCUGGACUGUGACUGGACAGAAUGAAGGAUGUUGUCAAUGUCAAACAGACGUCCUCCUCGGGGGGGGACAGUAAUACAGCAGCUCCUCCCCCUGUGUGCUCAGAUCUGAUGUUCCAACGCUUCUAAUUUUAUUUCUACAAUAUUUCUGAAAUCUUUUUGGACUUUUGAUAUAAAUACAGUUAUAGAUAAAGAUUUAAUAUAUAAACAUGUAAAUAAGACUGUAAGGAGAUCAGAUCCCCCUCCGGCUCAGGAAUGGUUUGUUCCACUGUGACGUGAUCAGCUUUCUGAUCCAGUGAAGGCUUUUUCACUGAUAAACGAGUAAAUGUGUGUAAUGUCAGUGUAUAAAGCUGUGUGUGUGUGUGUGUGUGUGUGUGUGUGUGUGUGUGUGUGUGUGUGUGUGUGUGUGUGUGUGUGUGUGUGGUAAUAGAUUAUAGAAUAUUUGAAUGAGAAAUCAUUAGUAAAUAAUGAGGAGUUUAUUUAAACACCACUGAGCAUCUCUUUAUCUCCCCUUUAUCUCUUUGGUAUCUCUCCAUCAUCUCUCGGUUAUCUCUCUGUUAUCUCUCCCUUGUUCUGUUUCUGUCGUGUCUCUGUGUCCCUCUGUCUUCUGUUCGUCGUCUCUCUGUCUGCACAUCUUGGUGUCUUCAUCAUGUCUGACAUUCCUCAGUGUGAGUGAUGGAGUCUCUCCUGAGGGAACAGUUUGGGUUUAAAGGAGGAAGUGACUCUCUGAGAGAGGAGGUCUGUGGGAUGAUCAGAUGGCCUUCGUCGUCUCUGUCUGUGGACAUUAAUGAGUUUGCGGCUGCGUAUCACGAGAUCAGACUGCGUCUGGCCGGCCUGGAGCGAGAGAACAGCAGCAUCAGGAGGAAGCUGAAGAACUAUGAGAUGAAGUUCCCUGUGAUCAGUGUGUGUGAGAGCGAGAGGAGUGUGUGUUGCUCCUGUGAGUCCGAGACUGUCCAACUGAUCCAGACUGAAAACAGCAACCUUCAGCAGAGGAUCAACAGCCUUGUGCAGGAGCUCCAGAGCAGUGAGGCUCAUGAGCAGCGUCUGGAGAAAGUGAUUAAAGCGUACGAGAAAAUUCAUCUGGAGAAGAGCAGCAUACAGAAGGAGCUGGAUACUAUGACGACUCUGGCUGAGCAGCAUGUAGAGAGGAUCAGGAAGCUGGAGGCGGCACUCGGGCAGAGAGAGAACCUCCUGCAAAAGAAGAAAGCAAGAGAAAGUUCACAUCAGCGUAAUAAAGAAACUCAUUACCUGCAUCUAUACACCAGUCUGGACACACCCUGCGCUUUGGACCGUCUCGGGAUGAGCCUGCAGAGCUCACGUAGUCUGGACACACUUACUGACCUGAGGGUCCAGCGCUUGGAGGCGGAGCUAGAGGGGGUGUGGCAUGAGGCGAGAGGGGCAUGUCAAAGGGAGGCGGAGCUUAAGGCACAGCUGCAACAUCUACAGGAAGAGAUCAGACAGGAAAAAGAACGACAGGAGCUGGAUGUGGAGUGUGAACACUGCAGUGUGGAGUGGAUUAAGAAGGCAGGAGAUGAACAGGUGGACCUGGCUCUGGCCUACACAGAGCUGGUGGAGGAACUGAGCCGAAUCCGCAGCCUGAUUGCUGAACAGAAGCGAAUCCUGAGACAGAAGCGCAGCUCUCCGGAUCAGAACAGUCCCGUAUUGAGGCAUGGCCCCGCCUCCACUCCCUCUGACUCCGCCCAUCCACGCCCUCACCUGAUGAGGUCGCAUUUCCAGGGUCGCCGUAGUUACUCGGACAUGGCUGACCCGUCCGUCUCGACUCACGUCGUCCACAAUCCUGUCUCCACUCUCCCAAAGCGUAGAACAACAAGCCACGCCUAUCUCAUGCCAAAAUCCACUGGGCCACGCCCAUCCUCCGCCCAUGGAGCCCUGGAGCUCAGCUUCCUACUGCCUGACUCCACGCCUGCUCCACUGGCCACACCCCCUCAGUCCUCCGAAGAUGAAGAUGAUGAGUGGGCGGGGCUCAGGAUAAUGACGCCCCCUCACUCACACCCCCGCAACGAGCACGCUCAGUCCUGGCCGUCAAUCAGAUUGUGGAUGGAUGAGGAGGAGAGCGACACUCGGAGUUGUCCUCUCUGUCAGCUCUCCUUCCCCACAGGCUUCCCUGAUGACGCUCUGAUCACACACAUCGACACACACCUGGAAAACAGCAAAAUAUAACACACACACACACACACACACACAUACACACACAGAAACACAAAUACAUAAAACAAACAGAGAUGCACACAAAUACAUACAAUCACACACACAAAUAUACACAUAUGCACAUACACACACACAGAAACACAAAUACAUAAAACACACACAGAGAAACAGGCACACAAAUAUACACACACAAAUACGCACACACACAAACACAAAUACGCACAUACACACAAAUAUAUACACACACAAACACACACAGUAUGAAUGGAAAACAGCAAAAUAUAACACACACAAAUACAUGAAACACACACAGAGAAACACAAAUAUAAACACACAAAUACACAUACACACACAGAAACACACAAAUACACACAUACACACACAAACACACACAUACAUAAAACACACACAGAGAUACACACACACACACACACAAAUAGACACACAAAUAUACACACACACAUACACACACACAGAAACACAAAUACAUAAAACACACACAGAGAAACACAAAUAUACACACACAAAUACGCAAAUACACACACAGACACACAAAUAUACACACACACACACAAAUACGCACAUACACACAAAUAUAUACACACAAAUACACACACAAACACAAAUAUGCACACACACACAGUAUAUAAUUCCCUGCUUAUCCACUGUAACACUGUGAUCUUCACAUUCUGUCUGAUUAACCAACCAAAUGAUUUUUAUGAGACAGAUAUUCUACAGUGUGGCUGUAAUUCCUCAGACGUCUUUAUUUAUGUUUAAUUUCAUGUUUAACCUCGACAUAGUGAAGAAUUUAAUAUUAGAGAACCUUUAUUUUUUAUCUCAAACUUACAGUCCAGUACGUCGCACACACCAGAGUUUAUUCUUCAUCACGUUUUAGUGCAGUGUUGUGAACACAACUGUGAUUGUUAUAUCAACAAGCAACAAAUCUCAGGCUUUAGUUUUUGUUUUCUGACACAGAAAUGAGUCCCUCCCCCUUUUAAAGCAGAGCCAAUAAACUCCACCCACUUCCUCUUACAGGAAACUGAACAGGGAUGAAUAACAUCAACUGAAGGGCUUUUCAUUGCAUUUCCCUUGUCAGCCAGUAGAGGGCUACAAACCUGACACACUGCUGCUAUGAGCGAUGAGGAUCAGGAUCGUUGUGUGUGUGUUAAAACCCAGAGCUCAGCAGCAUGACUGCUGUAGGAGGUCUAAGUCUAAGCUUCAGUCUGAUGUCUUUGUGACUGUAUGACGGUUUAUAUAUUGAAUCCAUUAACACUUCCAGCCUCAUGAACACACACACACACACACCCCUGAAGCUCGUCAUUCUGACAGACCCGUUCUUAACACUUCUUCUGGUGUGUUGAUGACUCUGAUGUCUCAGCUCGCUCGAUGUACCGACAUUAAAACCAUCAUGAGUGAACACAAUGAGGAGAAAAUCCAAGGCAGCUAACACCAGCUGGGUCUGAGGAUAACUUAUUGACUGUAUGAUCUCAUGAACACUUGGCCAGUUUUUCCACUUAGUCCAAUUACAGUGAGGAAACAAGCAGAGAAUUAAUGAGCUGUUACAUUAGUUACUUAUACAGUCAUCGGUCAUGACUCAGAACUCUAACAUUUUUUACUCACAACAAUAAAAUCAUUAUAGCUGUGAAAA